Trichomonas vaginalis G3 is the source of this 969-nucleotide messenger RNA. RefSeq names its product protein kinase protein. Gene Ontology annotation, biological process: protein phosphorylation. Gene Ontology annotation, molecular function: ATP binding; protein kinase activity. The record is from RefSeq and is a predicted model, not a curated record. NCBI's taxonomy places the organism in Eukaryota, Parabasalia, Trichomonadida, Trichomonadidae. The transcript has a single exon. The coding region runs from base 1 to 969 and encodes 322 amino acids.
AUGAGCUCCAUCUUACCAAAUCAUGGAUACCAAAUCUUAUCUGAAAUUGAUUCUGGAAAAUUCUCGCAUUGUUACCUCUGUAAGAGCCUCAAGUACGAAACAGAAUUUGUUUGUAAAGUUAUUCAUGCUCUUGAUAAAGAAUUAAAAGAAAAUUAUCGUGCUACAUUCAAACAGGAACUAACAGUACUUUCAAACUUCAUACAUCCAAAUAUUAUCGGUGUUUACGAUGCCUUCGAAGAAGGAGAUGAUUAUGUACUUGUUUUAGAAUAUUGCGAAAAUGGAACUCUUCAAGAUAAAGUCUCCAACAAUGCCACUCUUGAGCCCGAGCAAGUAAUAAAUUAUGCAAAGCAAAUAUUGAGUGCUCUCAGUUACAUGCAUGAUAAAAAUGUUGCUCAUCAUGAUGUGAAACCAUCAAAUAUUUUCAUUGACAAAUUUGGAAGAAUCAAAUUGGCUGAUUUUGGAAUAGCUCAAUCGUUUGCAGAGAACCAAUCCAAAUCAUGUAUUUUUGGUGGAACUGUGGCUUUUAUGGCACCCGAACAGUUCAAAAAGCUGCCAUACUCAGCUUUUCAGUCUGAUAUUUGGGCCUUUGGCGUAACUCUAUAUACCAUAGCUUUUGGAAGACUUCCAUUCUUUGGUCAUAAUGUUCAUGAAGUUAUAAGUAACAUUUGCACAGGAGUUUACUCAUUACCAAGCCAUUGUCCAAAAGAACUCAGAACAGUUUUCCAACACUCACUCGAUCCAAAUCCAGAAACAAGAUGGACAGCGAAGAAGCUUCUCGAAUCAUUAAAUAUGUCUACAAGCUAUUCCACACUAGUUAAACGUCCAAAAAUUUCCAAUCAAAAAUCAGUUCCAAACUCAUUAUGGCUUCAAAUGCCAAAUUUGGCUGCACCUCCUACUCAAUCCAAUCCUAAAACAAAGCCAACUCUUGUUAUUCCUAGAAGGACAAGAAGGAACUCUGGCUGUAUAUAA